CACAAACAAUAACAUUAAAACACGUUUUUCAAAGUGUUUCUCAGUUUGCUGAGAAAACAAUUUUAAUUAAAUCAACGAAAAUACUAUUAGAGAAGUUGUUGUGUUCAGCUGCCUUAAACAAUGCCAAGAUCCAAGAGAGAUAAGAAAAUUUCCUUAACAAAAACUGAUAAAAAAGGGCUCGCUUUGAAGCAAAAGAUAGUGGAAGAUGUGAGAAAUUGUGUGGAGAAAUAUAAAAGCAUAUAUGUCUUUACCUAUCGAAAUAUGAGAAAUGAGAAAAUGAAGGAGGUUAGAGAAGAAUGGAAACCAAGUAGAUUUUUCUUUGGCAAAAACAAAGUGAUCGCCAUAGGUUUAGGUAGAACUGAGGAGGAGGAAGUUGAAAAAGAUUUGCACAAGAUAUCUUCAAUUUUGAAAGGACAGAAUGGGCUGUUAUUCACAGACUCCAAGAAAAAAGAAGUAGAGGAAUGGUUCAACAGCUACUCUGUGGAAGAAUAUGCCAGAUCUGGGUUCAAAGCAACACAAAGCAUUACCCUGAAUGAAGGCCCAUUAAAACAGUUUUCACAUGCAAUUGAACCCUACUUGAGGCAACUUGGAAUGCCCACAAAAUUAGAAAGAGGAGUUGUGACACUACUAAAAGACUAUGAAGUGUGCAAAGAGGGCAGUAUUAUAACUCCUGAGCAAGCAAAAAUACUAGAAUUACUUGAACAUAGGUUAGCUACUUUUAAGUUAAUUUUGAAAGGUAGAUGGAUAAAAGGAAAGGGUUUUGAGGAAUUUGAAGUGGAAGAGGAGGAAGAAAAUGAUGAAAAAAUGCAGGAAUGUGAUGAUUAGUUGUUAUUUUUUGCAGAAAUCAAAUGGAAAAAAUAAAAAAAUUGUUUAUCUGUAGAUGUGACUUUUAUAAAUGUUUGUACAUAUUAAUUGAUUAUAACAUUACUACAUAUCUCACUAGAUCUAUUUUCCUACUGUUCAAAGUAUAAAUAAUUUCUUUGGGUUCUGAAAUAGCAUUUC
This is a messenger RNA of Phaedon cochleariae (mustard beetle), 1002 nucleotides long. The record is from the annotation of a GenBank genome assembly. Lineage: Eukaryota; Metazoa; Arthropoda; Insecta; Coleoptera; Chrysomelidae.